AUGAUCCGUUUAAAAUCGUAUGUGAACGACGACAUAACGAUGCCCUACCCCAAAAAAAUGGGGAGCGCCACAGACAAGUGGCGACGCACGGGAAUCGCUAGCAGAACUGAAGAUGGCCGACUCAAUGGGCUUGGCUUUUAUAUAAAUGCGUGGAUUGCUGUCAAGCCGAAGACUGCGCAGUGGAGGCAGUUGUACGCGGAAACAGCACAUUCAAGUAUGGAUUUGAAAGCGUUUGCCGUCUUUUGUAUCACUAUUCAAGUGCAUUUCACAAAAGGACAAUCUACGGAGAUGGUGACCGACCCAGCAUAUGAUACGACCACCGACGUCACCUCCACAUAUUGGGAAUCAUAUGAUACAACAUAUCCGGCAGGAAGUGGUGACACCUCAACUACGUUUUACGAUGCCACAGCAGUCACAACACAAGCAUACGACACUUCAACACCGAUGAUAUCGACCAUCGAAUACACGAACACAGUUUUGACGGAUACCUCGACUAACGAGCCAUCAGGUUCCACAGCAGAAACCUCAAUCGACGCAACAAUUUCAACCACGUCUUUGUCGGAGACUUCAAGCACAUCAUCAAUGGAUCAAACUGCAGUUUACAUACAAUCUGGCAAUCAGUCUACAACCACCACUGAAUCAAUAAGUUCCGCAGCAUCCGACAACAGCAGCACAAUUAUUAUGAUGACAAGCUCAACAGACAUUACUUUGGAUGUUUCUAGCACUUCUGCAGCCUCAACUGCUCUAACGAAUUCCAGUACGUUAUAUGCAACGGAGGCAAGUACAUUUCCUUCUGAGGCAACUUCUGUCAUCAUCAGCAACAUCACGGAUACGUCAUCUACAGACACAAGUGCUGGAAGCACAACAUACGAAACAUCAUCUGUUUCACAGAUUUCUGAGCUGUCUACAACCGAAGCAAGCACAUCUACAUCUGAUCUGAAUCAGAUGACUACCAUUUCUGAUCCACUAUCAACUGACACAAUAAAUGGAAGCACAACAAAUUCGGCAAACAAAACGAGUAAGCCAGGUCGCACCUUCAUUCCUCACCACGCAGUCGUAUUCACUCGAAUAUAUUAG
Notodromas monacha is the source of this 1077-nucleotide messenger RNA. The record is from the annotation of a GenBank genome assembly. Lineage: Eukaryota; Metazoa; Arthropoda; Ostracoda; Podocopida; Cyprididae.